Molecule: messenger RNA, 600 nt
Organism: Aphidius gifuensis
Lineage: Eukaryota; Metazoa; Arthropoda; Insecta; Hymenoptera; Braconidae
Product: activity-regulated cytoskeleton associated protein 1-like
Exons: 1
Coding region: 1-600 (199 amino acids)
Source: RefSeq, a predicted model, not a curated record
AUGUACUGUAGUUCCACAUUUAAUGGUGAUGAAGAAGCAGUUAUGUCUUUUCUAGAGAGAAUUGAAGGGGUUACGACCUAUUAUCAAUUAACACAAGAAGAAUUAAUUAAAGGCAUACCAAUGUUUUUAAAAGACAAAGCUAGUGAGUGGUACAGGAACAACAUAAGAACAUGGAGAACCUGGGAGGAAUUAGCUUAUGACUUAAAGCGAUAUUUCGCUCCAGGUGAUAUUCACAUGCAGUUGGAAGAUCGUAUACGUAAUCGCGUUCAAGCAAGUAAUGAAUCAGCAAAAGUAUACGUGACACAAUUACAAAUACUGAUGAGAAGACAUGGUGGUAUGAAUUACACAGCUCAACUAGACCGUUUGUGGAGAAAUCUACGUCCAGAAUAUAAAAGAUAUAUCAGAAGGAACGAUAUCUAUGACAUAAAUGACCUGAUACGUCUUACUGAUGAAUUCGAACGCAUACUGGCGGAAGAGAAAAACAGUAUAGUAACCAUUGAAGUCGAACCUGAAAAAAAGAAACUAAUACAGAAAAAUGAAGUAGCAGCAUUAGUAAAUACACCAUUUGCUAAAUAUGAAUGUUGCUGGCGUUGUGGAUAA